Dentiscutata erythropus is the source of this 352-nucleotide messenger RNA. The record is from the annotation of a GenBank genome assembly. NCBI's taxonomy places the organism in Eukaryota, Fungi, Glomeromycota, Glomeromycetes, Diversisporales, Gigasporaceae.
AACCAAAAUUGGAAUCUUGAUUUAAAUUAUGAAGAAGAUGACUAUACAAAAUUAUCUACAGACAAUAAAUCAGUAUCUGAUGAAACUAUAAUAUCGGAGACUUUAGAAAGAACAAAAAUUUCAUAUCGUGGCGGAUUUGAGUCUGAUGAAGAAUCAGGUGCAACUCCUUAUUUCUUGAAGGAAGAAAAAUCAAAUCAACAAGAAAAUGUUGAUAAAAAAGAUAAGAAAAAAUCCAAAAAGAAGAAGAAAAAUGAAGAUUCAGAUAAGCAAAAAUGUAAUGUAUGUUCACAAGUCUUUUCAAGUAGAAACCUACUGUUCUCACAUAUUAAGACUACUGGACAUGCAUUAGCGA